UUAUUCUGUUUGUCACUAGGUAAGACCGCUACCCUAGGACAUAACAAUUCCUUUCCCUUUAUUGUUCACGAAUUUAAUCUAACACAAAUAUUCUUAAUUUUGGGUUCGCUGAAUUGCUUAGGCAGACUUUUAGUCGUUUUAAAAAAUUUUUGGGUUAAAUUUUUUGCCAUCCGUAUCUUGUGUAUCCAUGAUUGUCGUACAACCGGUUUAUUGUUAGUAUACAAUUUCCCCCCUAAAAAUUACAAAAUUUUUGAUAUCUCUUUUAAUUUUCAAUAUAUAAUGCUUUUUUCUUUAAAUUUUGAUUUAUAUUGGUUAUAUUAAAAUGUUGAAUAAAUAAAGAAAAAUAUUUUUAAAGAAUUUUUUAUUUGAUUAUUUUUUCAUUGAAUAUUUAUAAAUUUUUUUGUUUAAAAAAUAAAUUUAAAACUUUUUUCCAUAGGACGUUUAUUAAUAAGUCAAACAAUGGACAAACCUAGAAUAUUAAAAAAUCUGCAACCAUUGAAAAUACAUUAUCCAGAAAUUUAUAAUAGAUGUAAUAAUUUGGUGGAGAGAAUUGGAGAGAGACCCAGUGAAGUUUUUGAUUCAAUAAAUAGCUCAGAUGCGUCCGAAAAACAAGCAGGAAUUUAUUUAAUUUUAUGUUUGGCAGAUGCUAGUUUUGAUGAGGAAACAACAAAAAUUACAAAUUUUGCUAGAAAUUUGCUUCGUAUGUUAACAAUGAAUUCACAAGAGUCAGUUAUUCGAUUGGCGUCAAAAGCUGUUGCUUAUCUAAUUUUGACUUCAAAAUCCUACGCUGUAGAAUUAAUGGAAGUUGCUUUAAAUCAAUGUUUUGAAUGGUUAGAAGAACAACAACGAAGUGAACAGCGUCGACUUGCAGCUGUUAUUCUUGCCAAAGAUUUGGCUAUUUUCACACAAUCACAUUUUUUUCAACGUGCCAAUCAAUUUUUUGCAAACAUUUUUAAAUGUAUUAGAGAUUCAAAACCAAAUUUGAGGUUGGCAGCAGCUGAAGCAUUGAGGGCUGGUUUAGCAGUUACUUCACAAAGAGAGACUAAACAUAAAAAUGAAUGGUACAAUAAAUGUAUCAAAGAAGCAUGCCAAUUUGAUUUCCCUACAAUUUCUCGUGAUGAUAUUUUACAUGGUUCUUUACUUAUAUUCAACGAAUUACUUCGAAUAGCCAAUUAUUCACACGAAAAUGCUCGUUUACAACUUGUUGGAAUUACUCAACAUUUUAAUAAAUCACGUUCUUCAAUUAUUGGACAAAGCCCUAUUGAAUGGCUUUUAGAACCUAUUCAACCACCAACAGUAGAAUCGAGAACUGCGAGGACUUUGAUUACGGAUUAUUUUCAAGAGAUUGUCAAGAAUUGCUUUGAGGCUCGCAACAGUAAGACCCCUUAUUGUCAACUUAUUCUUUUGGAACUUUUUCCAAGAUUGGCCAGUUUUUCUGAUAAUAAUGGACAACAAUUGUUUUGUUAUGUUCCUGAAGCAGCAGAACAUUCCUUGGCUUUAGUAGGAAAAUAUCCCGAAGCUAUGCUUACUUUGGGAUUGUUAGCCCUUAGCAGGCCAUUAGAAAUCAGAUCGAAAAUUGCUCCUAUUCUCAAUAUAUUAAUUCAACAUAUGCAUUUGGCCGUUUCUAAAAAAAAGUUGGUUCAUGACAAUGAUUUUAAAUGUCUAUCGUUGGUUGUACGCUCUCAACUCUCUUACCUUUGUGAAAAAAUUCGUGAAUUGCUUCCACUUUUUUUCUCUACCGGAAUAUCUGAAGGCUUGAUAACUGUCAUGCACGACAUUAUUAAUGCAAUCCCUGAAUUAAAAGCUGAUGUUUUUGAUGGUCUAAUGGAUCAACUUUAUCAUUUGCUGAUGGACAGACCAAGACCUAGUAAAUUAGCACCUCCUACAGCUCCACCAAUUCCUACUGGACCUAUUCAACCCGUCAAUAUUUCACAAACAAAAUUGGCAUUAAAAACUCUUGGAGAAUUUAAUUUUUCACGUCAUUCACUUCAAAUGUUUUUGCGUUAUGUGGCUAUGGGUUAUUUAAUUAGUGAUUCUGUAGAAAUUCGUCUUACCGCAGUUUAUAGUUGUACAGAAAUGUUAAAACCUUUUAUCAUGGUUUAUGAAAAUGUUGAAAAUCAACAAAAAGCUGAAGUUUACAAUUUAAUUAGAAAUGUUUUGGAAUGUCUUGUUAAAACUGCUAUUGUUGAUACUGGUAAGGUUUUUGGUUUUUCACUAUUAGACAUCGAAACUUUUGAACAAUAUUUGUGGGCGGACAAAAUUUUCGGACAACUGAAGCGUUUUUUUUUGUUGUUGGUCUCACGCUACAUAUUGGACGUUAAAACUUUUUUACGAUAUUUGCGGAAAAACAAAAGCUUAUUGAAAUUAGGACCGUUUACUUAUUUUAAUGUUCGUCUAAGUGUACUCGAUUGUUUCUGUAAUAUGGAUCAAAAUUUUCUUUUUCAUCUUUCACAACGUGAAAUGCUUGAUACAAUAUUUUUGGCAUUACACGAUGAAAAUUAUCAAGUUAGAGAACAAGCUGUUGAAUUACUUGGAAAACUUUCGGAUUUAAAUCCUUCUUUUGUUUUUUUAAAAUUUCGAAGAAUUUUACUUGAAAGUAUUUCACAAUUGGCAAAUUCUAAAACUUUAAAUAAUGAAGUACAAGGGGCAAGAAUGAUUGAACAUUUAGCUAGACAGUCACCUCGUUUUAUUGCUGCCUAUAUGCAUUCAAUAUUACUCGUAUUAAUCCCUCACUUAAAAAUUGAUAAAAGCAUUGGUGGAAGUAGUAAUGUAGAAGUUACAGUUCAUGUUUUAAAUGCAGUUAGUGAACUUUCAUUAAUUGGAGGUUUGGAAAUGGUUCGGUCUAUAGACAAAUUUUUUCCUCCUAUUAUUGCUUUCUUACAAGAUUCUACAAGUUUGAAUAGACGUGAGGCUGCUCUCCGUGCAAUGGGUAGAUUGUGUCAAUGUGUUGGUUAUGUUGUUGAACCAUACAAAGAUUAUCCUGAUUUAUUAGAAAUUUUGUUACAAUUAUUAAAGACUGAGUUAUCGAGUUCAAUGCGAAGGCUUACAAUGCGUGUACUUGGAAUUAUUGGUGCUUUGGAUCCAUACACCUAUAAAGUUUACAUUGGCAAAGUCCACUCACAUAUAAGAUCUCGUUCGCUUGCCUUAACACUUCCAAAUUCUGGAGAAACAAAUGAAACACACGGAAUGGAUAUAAUUACUUGGAUAAAUUAUGAACGUUUAACACUUGCUGAAUAUUACCCAGCUUUGUCAAUUUCUAAUUUAAUUUUAAUGUUACAAGAUCCUCAGCGUUGUUCUUUGUUUCAUAGAGAAAUAAUGCAUACAAUAUUACAAAUUUUUACAAAUUUGAGAAAUCGUCCACAAUAUUUGGGACAGGUGUUUUUUAUAUGUUUUUAAAUAACCUUGGAUAUAGAAGGUUAACUGAACUAAAAUUUGUACUUAAAAUCACGGGUAGGAGAUAACAAAAGACUUGGGGCACCGGUUAAUGUGUUUUUUUAUAUGUUUAAAAAUAAGGUCGGAUACAAACGGUUAAUUGAACUGGAAUAUGAACUAAAAGCCUAGGAUCGAAAAAUAAGCGAUAACCGAAGCUUGGGACACCGGUUAAUAACCGAGACUGUGUCCAACUUUAGUUUAAAUUUAAAAUAAUGCCUCUAGUCUAGUUUAUGGGUCUAAUGUGUUUUUGUGUUUGAACAAGGUGCCGCGGCGAAAUGAGUUUUUUACGUUGAUUUUUAGCUUUGUGUUUCGUUUUUGUUUGAAAUUUUCUUUUGCGUCCGUUCCUGAUCUGAGUCA
Messenger RNA from Meloidogyne enterolobii, 3789 nucleotides. The record is from the annotation of a GenBank genome assembly. NCBI's taxonomy places the organism in Eukaryota, Metazoa, Nematoda, Chromadorea, Rhabditida, Meloidogynidae.